This is a messenger RNA of Cyclospora cayetanensis, 2031 nucleotides long. RefSeq names its product peroxisomal acyl-coenzyme A oxidase 1. Lineage: Eukaryota; Apicomplexa; Conoidasida; Eucoccidiorida; Eimeriidae. The transcript has 9 exons. Gene Ontology annotation, molecular function: FAD binding; acyl-CoA oxidase activity; fatty acid binding. Bases 1 to 2031 code for a protein of 676 amino acids. Gene Ontology annotation, biological process: fatty acid beta-oxidation using acyl-CoA oxidase; lipid homeostasis. Gene Ontology annotation, cellular component: peroxisome. The record is from RefSeq and is a predicted model, not a curated record.
AUGGAGAGCAAAUACAUUAAUGAAGACCUGAAGAGGGAGAGGGCAUCGCCUCCAUUUGAUCCAGAGGCCCUCUCAGUCGGCAUUUAUGGAAAGGAUAUGUUCCCCAAGCUCGUGCGGCUUCAGAGCAUCUUUGCACAGAAUGACAGGCUUAGCCUUCGCCACAUUUGGUCCUGUGAUGCGAAAACCAGGUACCUCCAUGCUUGCCGAAUUGGCGAGGAGUUGGCUUAUCUGAUUCGCAAGCAUAAGCUGAUAGACGACCCCCAGAUAAUAGGCGCGCUGCAAGUCAUGGUUGGGGAAGACAUGUUUCUCCUGUUGCACCUCACCAUGUUCCUUUCCACGCUCGAGGCUAUGUGUAACGAAGAACAAGCCAAAUACUGGGUCCCACUAGCCCGCGAUUUUCGCAUUUUGGGGACUUACGCCCAGACGGAGUUGAGCCACGGGUCCAAUGUUAGCCGGUUGGAGACAGAGGCUGUCUUUGAUGAAGAGACGGAUGAAUGGGUUCUCAACACCCCAAGCCUAACAGCAAGAAAAUGGUGGGUAGGGGGACUUGCAAAGUCUUGUACUCACUGUAUUCUUAUGGCGCGACUCAAGAUUAAGGGCACGGAUUACGGCGUUCAUCCCUUUAUUCUGCAAGUGAGGGACCUUCACCAUCACCGGACGCUGCCAGGAGUCACGCUGUUGCAUAUUGGUCAGAAGAUAGGUUACCAGGGCAUGGACAACGGCAGCCUUCACUUGCAGGAUGUAAGGAUUCCCAGAAGGCAACUGCUCAUGCGGUUUUGUGAAGUCUCCAAGGAGGGCUACUACAAGACAACGGGCAGCAGAAAGCUGCUUUACGGGACGCUCACCUUUACCAGGAAGCAGAUUAUCCUUUCUGCGGGGGCCCACCUCUCACGAAGCGUUGUUGUCGCCAUCAGAUAUACCGCUGUGAGGCGACAGUUCGCCUCCUCUACUGAGCCGGGGGCCUCUGAACAGCAGAUUCUCUCCUACAGCACCACCCAGAGGGCCAUCAUGCCACUUCUAGGAAUGGCGAUUGCUUUCAUCCACACCGGCAGAUGGACAGACAGCGUCUACCAAGCCUUUAAAGAGGAGGGGGAAAAAGGCGUGUUCGAUGGGCUGGAGGAGGUUCAUUUGAUAACCAGCUGCUUGAAGGCCUACAUGACGCUUGCUGUUGCUGAAGGGAUCGAAACGUGCAGGAGGGCUUGUGGAGGUCACGGGUACAUGCAGGCAUCUGGGGUGUCUCUGCACCUCGUCAGCUUUCUUCCUCAAGUCACAUAUGAGGGAGACUUUGUUAUUUUGUCUCUCCAAGCAGGGCGACUGCUGCUGAAAGCCGUAGGUAACAAAAUGGCGGGGGGAGCUCUCAAGGAAGGGCUCCAAUCAUCCGUGCGGCAUCUUUACGACUUCGAUCCGACUGCCGCUCACGAUCUACAGGACGUAACGACUGAGAAUCUGCACUGCCCGUACUGGCUAGUGAAGGCGUUUGAGAGAAGGUCCUCGGUGAUGGUGUAUCAAACUGCUCAGCGGUUUGCGUCUCUAGGAGGCCCCGCUGCACUCUCGGCCUUUGAGGCUAUAAAAGUGGAUCUGACGAAACUGACAGUCUCCCACGCGCAGCUCUUAGUGCUCCGCGCCUUCCUCUCCCAGAUAGAAGCCCUGAAGAAAGCGGGAGAGGUGCCUGUGUAUCGCGUGUUGUUGGUGCUUUUUCGGUGCCUGGCUUUAGCUUGGAUGGACGAGCACUUGGCCGAGUUUCUUAUUGGAGGUGCCCUAGGCCUUAGCUCUCACGAGGCGGUGAAGGAAGCCCUCACUGCUUCAUGCAAAGAAGCAAGAAAAACGGCUGUCGUUGUUGCAGACUCUUUCAGACAUACAGACAACUUUCUAAAUUCCGCACUCGGACGGUAUGAUGGAGACGUUUACCGUGCGCUGCUUGAGUCCACAAAGGCCGAAGCCCUCAACAAGGAGGACGUAGCUGAAAGCUACGAGCGCCACUUACAGUUCAUUCUUCAUCCAGAGAGAAAGAUAGCGAGACCCAAACUCUAG